AUGGGAAAGUCGAAGAAUAACAAGAAAGUGGCAAUCGCUGCUAAAGCUGUUACUUCUUCUGCUCUUACUCAGGGUCACAUCAGUUUUUUGCAAAAAAGCCGAGUCGAAACCGCCAAAAUUCGAUCAAAAAAGGAAUCCGACAAUUUGGACCCUCCGAUCGCCAACAACAACAACGACAUCGAUAUGGAAGAGGUCAAGCAUCCACUGCAGUACGAUCGCAUCGUCCCGAACAUCGAUUUGUCUCAGUGGAACCUCCAGACCCUUGCCCACUUAUGCACAAUCCACCGGUAUUCAGAAAAUUUUGUAGACCCUCCGGCGACUGAAUCCUGGGAGGAAGCAUCGGAGAAGCUACUACAGAUUUGUGAUGGGGACUGGAACUUGGUCGAGCAACGCAUUCGAGCUGCGCAUGACCGAGACAUCAAGGACGAAUUUAUUGGGAAUGACCGGGAGCUCGUCGUCUAUGUCCGAGGACUGAUUCUUGGGCUGGCGGUACAAGAUCCUCUGGUGAUUUUUCCUUUGGACGACCCGAUGGAGGAGACUACGUUUUUCAAUCGGUAUUGGGAUUUUACUUUGGAGGUCGAGCCUCGUUUACUACUGGAACUACGUCCUCUGGCUAAAGUGUGGGCCAUUGAGGUUGAACUUCUAGGCCACCUGUGGACCGACCCCGACACAACGACGGUAGUAACGGAAUUGGCUGAGCGUCGCUCAGCAGCCAAGGGCCGAAAACGUGAGCGCAAUCUGGACCCAUCAAUGGAACGAAAAUCAGCUCCCAUUGACCCUCGCUCUCCUGCGCGAGGGUUCUUUCCGGAUGCUACUCCAAAACCAGUUCGCGACUCUGUUGCCCCCAAUAAGGAUGAUUCGGUGAUGAUGGACACAACGGGUCCAUCGGUAAUUAGCCCCACCAAUAAACCAGUCAACGGCAAGUUUGCUUAUUGCUCCGACAAUGAUGGGUCGGAGUCCAUUGAGUCGGCUCCAGACUUUUCUGCACCAUCGAAUUCGGACCAACCUCCUACUGAAGUGGUUGUGGGGAAGUCACCUGCCCCAGCUCAGCGGGCCAACGACCCCUCGACAACAGUAUUGUUCGACUCUCACUUGUCGAAGACUGAGCCUCCCGAGCCUCCUCGACCUUCAGCUCCUCUGUCCGUGAAGAAGCAACUCACUUAUGUUGCCGCCUCACAGAAGAAGACUGCUAUUCGGACCAAGUACUUCUCUGAAGAAAUGAAAGCCCGUGAAGUGACACAGAUGAAUUUGACUGGGCUUCCUCGCUCGAACGCCCAGUUCCUCUGCGCUACAAUCAACUAUGAAUGGAAUGGCGACACAUCUGAGGGUGGGUCUAUUGAAAAGUGUUUCACUGAAGAAAUGGUCUCGGUUCUGUCUAUGGCUAUGGACAACGCUGAGGGCGACUUGGUCAUUCUUCCGGUGAGCGAACUCCGUGUACGGGACAAGAAGUUGUGGCUGACCUCUAAGGAGAAAGUGGAGGAGCUCACCUACAAGAAGCUCAAGCCCUACAUUGACUGGUCCUGGAAUAAUGGCGCCCGAUUUGGCUACAACGCUAAGAACCCCGGCUCCAAGACUCUUCGCACCCGCAUUCGCGUCGCCCACAAUUCUUCUCUGGACGACAUGUCCCGACUACUGGGUCAAUGUUUCGAGAUCACCGGCACGCAUGCAGGCGUCUUCCGUUCCCCGCUGCAAGUUAGUGAUCCUGUCCGAAUCGGUUGGCUACUGAACUACCCCAUGGGGAUUGGGAGAGCGGCACUUGAACGCGAGCUCAUGCGUCACUUCACCUUCAAGAGAGCUAUAGCCCUAGAACCUGCGUGGCCACAGAACCCCGGUACGGCGGGCCAAAAAUGGAUGCCCUCCAAGGGUCCAAAAGCGUGGCACAUUUGGGUAGCUGCUUCUGACGUGGAUAGAGUGGCACGGGCCCUCUUUGCAUGGCUCAGGCCGGAGACAAAGAAGUGUCACAUGCCGUUUGGUGCCCGGACUCAGUUUGUCUACGACUGGGGGGCCGUUACGAAAGGACACCUCGGUGACCUCGCGCAACCAGGGGGGCAGUGGAAUGGCAUCAUUGGGAAACUCAUCAACACCCAUGACACUACCUCCCAGACCUGCACCUCCCUGGCUCCACUGUUUCCUAUCCAAGGCAUGCUGACCAAGUGCAUACCAGCGGUCAAGAAACCUCUACCUGCUCAGCCUGAACAAUCAGCCACACAGGAUGCCGACACUCCAGACUCUCCAUCGCCACCUUCCGUGUCUUCUACUCCUCCAGACCUGACACCGACUAACUCAAGUGUAACUGCCCCCACCGCAGCUCAGCCAACUCUACCCGCCCCAUCCACCAAGCGUUCCAGUCGCAAGCGGUCUAAGAAUCGCCGGGCCAAGCAACCUCUUGAGAAACCUACAGAGACGCCUCAGGCUACUCCUCCCACCCCUCUUCCACGGCCUACUCCUGCACUGAAGUCCACACCCCAGUCAGCAACCAACCCUCCUACGGAGUCUUCCGCUUGGGCGAAACUUUCUGCAUCUGAGCAGCCCCUGGUCACUGAGGCAUUUGAUCGCAGUGCAUGGCUGGCGGCAAUGGAUGCGGAACUGAACCAGGGCCCAGCAGGUCUCUUCCAAAUGAUCCUACCAGGCCCAAUCGAUGGCUUCUAUGUGUUUGUGGUGCGCCAAAAGUUUGCCUGA
Molecule: messenger RNA, 2679 nt
Organism: Cylindrotheca closterium
Lineage: Eukaryota; Bacillariophyta; Bacillariophyceae; Bacillariales; Bacillariaceae
Source: the annotation of a GenBank genome assembly